Messenger RNA from Sebastes umbrosus (honeycomb rockfish), 9822 nucleotides. Its product is annotated as myosin-11-like. Gene Ontology annotation, cellular component: myosin complex. The record is from RefSeq and is a predicted model, not a curated record. The transcript has 43 exons. Bases 1500 to 7538 code for a protein of 2012 amino acids. Lineage: Eukaryota; Metazoa; Chordata; Actinopteri; Perciformes; Sebastidae. Gene Ontology annotation, molecular function: ATP binding; cytoskeletal motor activity; actin filament binding.
GUCAACUAACAUUACUACCAAGCAGGUGAAAGAGUGAUAUUGUGGUUUUAGCUGACGUGUGUCGCCUCAUUGUUUAACGGAUGCUCGCUUACAUUCAGGUAGCGCGUGCACACGGGCGAGCGCGAGCAACAGGACGCUGACUUUCGUUGACUUAACGGCCACAGGUGUCGCUGUUACAACCAAUUUCUGAUUCUUACAAACAGUCCCUUUAAUGUUAGCCCUUCAGACGUUCUCUGUUUUUAUAGGUUGUAAUUGAGUGAAAUGGACACAGGCACUAUUUAGGAGGAAACUAGUUUGGCCUCAUUGGCGAAAAUGGCAUAUUUUCCUCUUAUACACUGAGAAAUAUAACUUUCAGCAUUUCUUUUUAAAGGGCCAAAGAGGUUUAGCUCUAAAGAGUUUAUGGCUCAAUCAUACAAAAUGUAAAUUCAGUCUCCACUUCUACACUGUAAAGAUAGGUAUAUGACUAAAUAAUGGUUUAUUCUUCAGUAAAAUCAUUUGAUCUAAAUGCUAAUUAAGUAACAGCUCUUUCUACUUGAGUAAAAGUAACUAGAGAGUAAACAUAAACAAAUACAGCAGUAUUACAAGUGUCAAAAGUACAAUUUCUCAUUAUGAAGCUGAAGCUGAAGCUGGCUUCUGUUAGGGUAAUGAGCUAAUGAUUACAGAUGUGUCAAAUUGCGUUUAAUGUUGUAGGAGGUGGGAGUGGAGCUAAUUUAAACUACAUUAUAUACUGUUGGCAGUUUUGACUAUUAGAAUUUAUUAUAUUUUAUAAGAUAAUCUUUGUAUGUAUUUUAAAUUCUUAAUCUGGAAAGCAACUAACAAAUAACUACAGAUGUCAAAUAAAUGUAUUGGAGCAAUAUUUAUUAAUAGUAGCCUAUAAUGUUUCAGUCUGCAAUGUAAAGUAGCCAGACAGAAACUGAAAACAGAAAAUCGUAAAGUACAAGUAAGUACUAAGUACACUGUUUGAGUAAAUUUACACUUCUAACUAGUGACAAACAGUAACUUUACUCAUCAGUCAAUCAGCCAAAUAUAACCACACAAACAAUUAUUCAGUAAAAGUGAAGCACAAAAUUCAAAGCUCUUAGUUUGAAGGUAGAACAGUUGAACUCUCUCCUCGUGCUGUGAUUGGCUGGAUGGAAGUGGCUCGUGGCUGCUCCACCCCCAGGUGUCGCGGGCCGGUUUAAAUAGUGAGGAUGGAGGAAGGACCACAUCAUCAUCAUCAUCAUCAUCAUCAGUUCACUCACCUGACAGGAUACUCUCAUUUCCCUGGAGUUGAGCCUCCAUCCUGCACUGAGGGCUGAAGCACUGCACAGCCAGAGGUCAAACCGAGGUCAGAGGUCAACCCGACUCCCAUCGACCCACCAGAGGCCGACCCAGUCGCCAGUGACUAUCCAGACGUCAGCUCGACCGCCUCGGAACCACCAGCGAUCGACUCCGACUCCUCAACUGCCACCACCUGCCUACCUCAGAUCGAUUCAACCACUGACGGUGAUACUUCCGACAUGGCGGACCCGGCCCCCGACGACUGCAAGUUCCUCUCCUUGGAUAAUGACUUUCGCAACAGCGGGGUGGCGCAAGCCGACUGGUCGGCCAAGAAGAUGGUUUGGAUUCCGUCAGAGAGGGAGGGCUUCGAGGCGGCCAGUGUAAAGGAGGAGAAGGGUGAUGAGGUGGUGGUGCAGCUCUCCAACGGUCAGAAGGCGACGAUAAACAAAGAUGACAUCCAGAAGAUGAACCCGCCCAAGUUCAACAAGGUCGAGGACAUGGCGGCCCUCACCUUCCUCAACGAAGCAUCCAUCCUCCAAAACCUGCGGGAGAGAUACUUCUCCAGCCUCAUCUAUACGUACUCGGGUCUGUUCUGUGUGGUGGUGAACCCCUACAAGAUGCUGCCCAUCUACUCUGAGAAGAUCAUCGAGAUGUAUAAGGGCAAGAAACGCCACGAGGUGCCGCCGCACAUCUACUCCAUAACAGACAACGCCUACAGGAACAUGAUGCAAGACCGUGAGGAUCAGUCUAUUCUCUGCACAGGAGAGUCUGGAGCGGGGAAGACAGAAAACACCAAGAAGGUGAUCCAGUACCUGGCUGUCGUCGCCUCCUCCCACAAGGGCAAAAAGGACGCCAAUCCUCCGCAGCAGCAGGCAGGAUCUCUGGCCUACGGGGAGCUAGAGAAGCAGCUGCUGCAGGCUAAUCCCAUCCUGGAGGCAUUUGGAAACGCCAAAACCAUCAAGAACGACAACUCCUCACGUUUUGGUAAGUUCAUCAAGCUCAACUUCGAUGUGACCGGCUUUCUCGUUGGGGCCAAUAUUGACACCUACCUGUUGGAGAAGUCUCGCUGUAUCCGUCAGGGCAACACUGAGAGAGCCUUUCACAUCUUCUACUACAUGGUGGCCGGAGCCAAAGACAAGCUGAAGGAGGAGCUUCUGCUGGAGGACUUCAGCGCCUAUCGUUUCCUGGUGGCGGGUCACGUGGAAAUCUCCGGUCAGGAGGAUGACGAGAUGUUUGUUGAGACUCUGGAGGCCAUGGAGAUCAUGGGCUUCACCGAGGACGAGAGAAUAGGGAUGUUGAAGGUGGUGUCCACUGUGCUCCAGCUGGGCAACGUCCAGUUUGAGAAGGAAAGGAACAGCGAGCAGGCGACCAUGCCUGACAACACCGUUGCCCAGAAGGUGUGUCACCUGCAGGGCAUCAAUGUCACCGACUUCACCCGCGCCAUCCUCACCCCCCGAAUCAAAGUGGGCAGGGAGGUGGUGCAGAAGGCGCAGACCAAGCAGCAGGUUGAUUUUGCGGUGGAGGCUCUGGCUAAGGCCAUGUACGAGCGCCUGUUUCGCUGGAUACUGGCCAGAGUCAACAAGACGCUGGACAAGAGUAAGAGGCAGUCGUCCUCCUUCCUGGGCAUCCUGGACAUCGCUGGCUUUGAAAUUUUUGAGGACAACUCCUUCGAGCAGCUCUGCAUCAACUACACCAACGAACGUCUGCAGCAGCUCUUCAACCACACCAUGUUCGUCCUGGAGCAGGAGGAGUACAAGAGGGAGGGCAUCGAUUGGAACUUCAUCGACUUCGGCCUCGACCUGCAGCCCUGCAUCGAGCUCAUCGAGAGGCCGAAAGACUCUCCAGGCAUCUUGGCCCUGCUGGACGAGGAGUGCUGGUUCCCCAAAGCCACUGACCUCUCCUUCGUGGACAAGCUGCUGAACACCCACACCGGUCACGUGAAAUUCUCCAAACCCAAACAGCACAAAGAUAAACUGAUGUUCACUGUUCUGCACUACGCCGGUAAGGUGGACUAUAAUGCAGCUAACUGGUUGACUAAGAACAUGGACCCUCUGAACGACAACGUGACCGCUCUGCUAAACGCCUCCUCCAGCGUCUUCAUCCAGGACCUGUGGAAAGACGCGGAUCGAGUGGUGGGUCUGGAGACCAUGAACAAGAUGUCGGAGAGUUCGGCGCCCACCACUAAAUCCAAGAAGGGCAUGUUCCGCACAGUGGGUCAGCUGUACAAGGAGUCUCUGAGCAAGCUGAUGACCACGCUGCACAACACGCAGCCCAACUUUGUGCGCUGCAUCAUCCCCAACCACGAGAAAAAGGCGGGGAAGAUGGACUCCCACCUGGUGCUGGAGCAGCUGCGGUGUAACGGCGUGUUGGAGGGCAUCCGAAUCUGCAGGCAGGGAUUCCCUAACCGCAUCGUGUUCCAGGAGUUCAGACAGAGAUAUGAGAUUCUGGCUGCCAGUGCCAUCCCUAAGGGCUUCAUGGACGGGAAGCAGGCGUGCUGUCUGAUGGUAAAGCACCUGGAUCUGGACACUAACCUGUAUCGUAUCGGUCAGAGUAAGAUGUUCUUCAGGACGGGGGUUCUGGCCCAGCUGGAGGAGGAGAGGGACCUCAAACUGACCGUCGUCAUCAUCGCCUUCCAGGCUCAAGCAAGAGGCUUCCUGGCCCGCAAAGCUUUCAGUAAACGUCAGGCGCAGCUGACGGCCAUGAAGGUGAUCCAGAGGAACUGCGCCUGUUACCUCAAACUCAAGAACUGGCAGUGGUGGAGGCUCUUCACCAAGGUGAAGCCCCUGCUGCAGGUCACCAGACAAGAAGAAGAAAUGGGUCAAAAAGACGAGGAACUGAAGGCAGCGCAGGAGGUGGCGGUGAAGACGGAGGCCGAGCUGAAGGACAUCACCCAGAAACACACCCAGCUGAUGGAGGAGCGAGUCCAGCUGGAGACAAAGCUCCAAGCGGAGACAGAGAUGUACGCGGAGGCGGAGGAGAUGAGGGUGCGAAUGGAGGCCAAGAAGCAGGAGCUGGAGGAGGUGCUGCACGAGAUGGAGGCCCGGCUGGAGGAGGAGGAGGACCGCAGCAACGCCCUGCAGCAGGAGAGGAAGGACAUGGAUCAGCAGCUGGUGCUGAUGGAGGCCCACAUAGCAGAGGAGGAAGACGCUCGUCAGAAGCUGCAGCUGGAGAAAGUGUCUGUGGAGGGAAAAGUGAAGAAACUGGAGGAGGACGUCCUGAUCAUGGAGGACCAGAAUAUUAAACUGCAGAAGGAGCGAAAGCUUCUGGAGGAGAGGAUGGCUGACAUGAGCUCUAACCUGGCAGAGGAGGAAGAGAAGUCCAAGAAUCUGACCAAACUCAAGGCCAAACACGAGUCCAUGAUCUCAGACAUAGAGUUGCGUAUGAAGAAGGAGGAGAAGGGUCGUCUGGACAUGGAGAAGGCUAAGAGGAAGGUGGAGGCGGAGCUGGGCGACCUCCAGGAGCAGCACGCCGACCUGCUCGCCCAACUAGACGAACUCCGAGCCCAACUGGCCGCCAAGGAAGAGGAGCUCCAGGCCACACAGGCCCGCUUGGAGGAAGAGUGCAAUCAGCGCGGGGCGGCGGUGAAGCGGGUUCGGGAGUUGGAGGUUCUGUGCUCAGAGCUGCAGGAGGACUUGGAGGCCGAGAGGGCGGCCAGGGGGAAGGUGGAGGCGGCUCGGCGGGAUCUCGGAGAGGAGCUGAACGCUCUCCGCACCGAGCUGGAGGACAGCCUGGAUACCACCGCCGCCCAGGGAGAGCUACGGGCGAAGCGUGAGCAGGAAGUGACCAUGCUGAAGAAAGCCAUGGAGGACGAGGCGCGGGGCCACGAGGCCCAGUUCCAGGACCUGAGACAGAAACACAGCCAGGCUGUGGAGGAGCUCAAUGAGCAGCUGGAGCAGGCCAAGAGGGUGAGAGGUGGUCUGGAGAAAGCCAAGCAGGCUCUGGAGAAAGAGUCUGCAGACAUGAGCGCCGACCUGCGAUCCCUCGCCAGCGCCAAACAGGACGUGGAGCACAAGAAGAAGAAGGUGGAGGGUCAGCUGAACGAUCUGCACUCGCGCUUCAACGAGAGCGAGCGGCAGAGGACCGAGCUCGGGGAGCGAGUCUCCAAGACGAAUAUGGAGCUGGACAGUGUGACGAGUCUGUUGAACGAGGCAGAGGGAAAGAACAUCAAGCUGAGCAAAGACGUCUCCAGUCUGUCCUCCCAGUUCCAGGACGCACAGGAGCUGCUGUCAGAGGAGACCCGUCAGAAGCUGAAUCUGUCUGGACGUCUGCGUCAGAUGGAGGAUGACAGGAAUGGCCUGAUGGAGCAGCUGGAGGAGGAGACGGAGACCAAGCGAGCCGUGGAAAGGCAGGUCUCCAGCCUCAACAUGCAGCUGUCCGACUACAAGAAGAAGCUGGACGAGACGUCAGGGACGGUGGAGAUGCUGGAGGAGGGGAAGAAGCGUCUACAGCGCGAGCUGGAGGCGGCCAACGGCGAGUACGAGGAGAAGGCGUCAGCCUACGACAAGCUGGAUAAGAGCCGGAGCCGGAUGCAGCAGGAGCUGGAGGAUGUCCUCAUGGACCUGGAUGGCCAGCGGCAGCUCGUCUCCAACCUGGAGAAGAAGCAGAAGAAGUUUGAUCAGAUGCUGGCAGAGGAGCGCGCUGUGUCCUGUAAGUUUGCAGAGGAGCGUGAUCGAGCAGAGGCCGAGGCAAGGGAGAAGGAGACGCGGGUCUUAGCUCUGGCCAGAGCGCUGGAGGAGAACCAGGACGCUCUGGAGGACGCAGAGAAGAUCAUGAAGAUCCUCCGAGCUGAGAUGGAGGACCUCAUCAGCUCCAAGGACGACGUGGGAAGGAGUGUCCACGACCUGGACAAAGCCAAGCGUGGCCUGGAGGCCAUCGUGGACGAGAUGAGAACGCAGAUGGAUGAGCUGGAGGACGAGCUGCAGGUCGCUGAGGACGCCAAGCUGCGUCUGGAGGUCAACAGUCAGGCCCUCAGAGCUCAGCAUGAGAGGGAGCUACACGCCCGCGAUGAGAUGGGCGAGGAGAAGAGGAAGCAGCUGAUCAAACAGGUGCGUGAGCUGGAGGGGGAGCUGGAGGAGGAGAGGAAGCAGCGAGGUCAAGCGUCGGGCAGCAAGAAGAAGCUGGAGGGGGAGCUGAAGGACAUGGAGGACCAGCUGGAGGCCACCAGCAGGGGGCGUGAUGAAGCAGUCAAGCAGCUCCGAAAGAUCCAGGGCCAGGCGAAGGAUCUCCAGAGGGACCUGGAGGACUCGCGUGCGGCCCAGAAGGAGGUCCUCACCUCAGCCAGGGAGUCUGAGCGCAGAUCGAAGGCCAUGGAGGCCGACCUCAUCCAGCUGCACGAGAUGUUGGCAGCAGCUGAGAGAGCUCGUAAGCAGGUAGAGACGGAAAGAGACGAGCUGUCUGAAGAGCUGGCCAGUAACUCCUCCGGAAAAUCACUGCUGUCUGAUGAGAAGCGUCGUCUGGACACUAAGAUCAGCCAGCUGGAGGAGGAGCUUGAGGAAGAGCAGGCCAACGUGGAGAGCCUCAACGACCGGCUGAGGAAGAGCCAGCAGCUGGUGGAUCAGAUGGGUGCAGAGCUGGCAGCAGAGCGCUGCACCUCUCAGAGCAGGGAGGGAUCCAGGCAGCAGCUGGAGAGACAGAACCGAGACCUGAAGGCCAAACUGCAGGAGAUCGAGGGCCAGGGCCGCUCCAAACUCAAGUCCUCCAUCGCCGCCCUCGAAGCCAAACUGAGACAGGUGGAGGAGCAGCUGGAGAUAGAGAGCAGAGAGCGUCAGGGCAACGCCAAGAACCUCCGUCAGAAAGAGAAGAAACUGAAGGAUUUAAGCAUCCAGAUGGAGGAUGAGAGGAAGCAGGCACAGCAGUACAAAGACCAGGCCGAGAAGGGCAACGUGCGGGUGAAGCAACUGAAGCACCAGCUGGAGGAGGCGGAGGAAGAGGCUCAACGCGUCGCAGCAUCCCGCAGGAAACUGCAGAGGGAGCUGGAGGAGGCGACCGAGGCCAACGACACUCUCAGCAGAGACAUGGCGUCACUCAGGAGCAAACUGAGGCGUGGCGGCGGGGAGGCGAUGUUCAGCAGCCCCAGCCCCCGCAGCAGCAGCGGUGGCGUUGGUCUCGGCAGCAGCAGCAGCAGCAGCAGCAGCAUGAGGAGCUUGGGGCUGGGAGGGAGCAUCAGCCGAAGGAGCACCAUCAAGGAGAACUCAAUGGAGCUGCGGGAGGAAGAGCCUCCUUCUCGGUCUCCAUCUCCACCUAUGGACGACCGCAGCGACGACUACGACGACGAGUAGACGGGUUUGACCCAAGUAACAUGGGUCAAACCCGUCCACGAAUAUUUUCACUCUUUUAAUUUAAGUUAUUUGACAGUUUCCUUUAACAGUAACGUGAAGGAGUCUCGUAGAUAUUUUAACACCAUAGGUCAACAUUCAUGUUGAAGUGAUUAACUGGGGUAAAAAAGAAAGCCAUAAAGUCCCAAUAAUAAUUUCUAACAAGCUAUUUGAUGUUAAAAAGUAACACUAUCCCUACCACACUAAUGCCAACACGUCAUUCUGAUCAUACAUUUUUAUAUUUGUUCAUUAAACAAUAUUUUAGACUUCCGUAAAAGUAAUUGGCAACCAUAUUGAGAAUCGAUUUGUGACGAAUGUUUGUUGGUUCCAGCUUCUCAAAUAUGAAGAUUUGAUGUUUUCUGUUGUCAUAUUUGAUGGUAAACUGAAUAUAUUUGAGUUCUGCAUUGUUGAUCAGAUAAAAUAAGCAUUUUGAAGACGUCAGUUUGGGCUUUUGGGAUAUUAUGCUGGGCAUUCUUCACUACUUUCUGACAUUUUAUCAACAAAAUAAUUUUAAAAAUAUUCCAGGAAAUAAUCUACAGUUACAAUAAUAAUCUAUGAUAAGAAUACAAAUCUGCAAGUUUAAACAAUCUCCAAUAAUCUAAAAAGUCUGUAGUUGUGGCUCUCUAAAAUACAAUAAUGUUUUUCUUUACUCCAUGAUCAUGUGAUGGUCAUCAAAUUGCUCCAAAUACUAGAGUACCCAUGAGCCUCAGCGGCUGCUGCUAUGCAGAAGACUCAGGACAAACAAGCAAAACGUUUUAGAAAAGCUGCUGAAUUUAUCCAAAUUCUAAAAGUAAUUUAUCCAAAAUCGACAAAGCUCAAUGCACUCUGGGAUUUAAAGUUUCACUUUCAUGUCCAUCUAAGCGUUGAAAUGCUCCAACAGUCACAUGACAUUAUCACGACUCUGCUUUAGUUUUAAUUAUCAGUGGAUAGUUUUAUUAUGAAUUUAUUGAAUUGUUGGCAGGAUAUAUUUGCAGCUUCAAUCUGGUUUUCCAUCAGUUAAACUCGUCGCUAACUAACCAAACUUUCCUCCGUUCCAUAAGUCCCUCCCUCGUCUUUCUAGCUUUAUUAUGUACUGCUCGCCAUCUCCAUUUCACAAAUAUUAAUUAACUUAUUUAAAAAAACACAAAACAAAACACAGUUCAGCAGGCCCACUUGAAAUGCCUAAACAAGUGAGCCUAAAAUUAAAUUGUAAGGACAAAUGCAGGUCUGAAAUCCAGUCAAACGUUUUAUUUUUAAUUUUAAAUCUUUCACAACUAAGUUCUUUCUAAAGCCAGCGGUGAUUUUUAUCACAUAAUGUGCCUUUGACAUAAAGUAGAUCCUACUAAAAUCUGCUGGAUUCCAAAUUGUUCAACUUUAUUUGGGGGAAAUAAAUCUAAUUAUUUAAGAAAACAAUAAUGCAGUGAGCACAAAAACGGAGGUAUGAAUGUGAAUAGAUGUGAACUCCUUAAAGUUUACAAAGUGAAACAAACACAAAAUAAUCCAAAUAAAAUAAUACAAAAUAAAACGCAGAUCUGGAAUCUGAUCCCAGCUUAAUUUUACAAGAGCUAAAAAGGUUUUGUGAAGUGAAGUCAAGAAAAAGAAGUAAUCAUUAUUUUCAAUGUUUGUGGAUUAAUAUAACAUAUAAUUUAUGUGAAUUUAAUAUAUUUAGAUUUAUUUAUAUUCCAGGUAGUUUAAAGAAUUCACAUUAAAUAAAGCCUUUUUUUUGCAAGUUUCAAUUUCAAGUCACAGAGCUAAGUGACUGUUUAAAAAAAAUAAAUUACCGGUCAUUUAACUAAAUUUAACUAAACUUUUCUUAACAUUAAGAUGAGAAAAAUAUUCCUUAUGUGGCACAAUAAAAAAGAUUUUUAACCUGUUUCUCAAGUUGCGACUGUAUUUUUUUGUCUGGAUCGCCAGAAAUGACAUCUGUCCUUUUUCUAAAACAAAAGCAAAAUAUUAGUUUGUAUGAAAAUUUUAAAUAUCGUAAAGAAACGUCAAUAUACAGUAUAUCAAUAUAUUGUGAUUAAUACAUUUUUAAAUUUUGAUUCAUGUUGUAAAAAUUGAGCCAGGUUAAACAUCUUUUUUAAUCAUGCAGCGGAUGAAAUAUUUAAAUGAAAGGAUUAAAUAAAUACCUGCGGAACAGCGGGAAGUUUUGUUAAACGACCUUUUUCUCAAAACUCAAGAGAUUUACGCUUCGCUCGUGAGAGGCACAAACUGCGCCUCAUUCUCAAAACCUCACUCACUUUCUGCACUUCCUCAGCAAAUGUUUUUG